CUACAUAUCGGUGUGUUAGAAAAUUAUUUUGAAAAUGAAACGCGUUUGGUUUAUUUUUAAAAUUAUUGAAUCCAUUUUGGGUUUGUGUUGUUUGGGCUAUCAUGCUCGUGGUUUCCUAAACAUCACCUACAUUCAAGAUCACUAUACAUAUGUGGCAGUUUUUGGCGGUUUCUCUCUGAUGGCCAUGUUUGGUUGCCUCAGUAUAUGCCUCAAAGAGCCAGUGUCAGCAUUGCGCGAAGGUUUAUUCAAUAUUAUAGCGGCCAUAGCCUUUAUUCUGGUUUCGAUGAAUAGCAUGUAUCAUGCGGAAAAGGAUUUUCAUUUGAUGUAUCUGUCUGCAGACGUAAUUGAUGAUAUUGAGGAGGAACAUCUGGAAGAAGUGGAACUAACGGAGCAACCACAUCCAUUUUUUAAAUAUUCGAAAGCUCAAAGUGUGGCGGCUUUGUGUUGCGGUUCACUGUUCUUGCUGCAUGCAAUUUUAGCAUUUGACUUGGCAUUGAUCGAUAGUAGUGAUGAAACGUUAGAGGAUGAUAGUGAAGAUGAGUACGAGGAAAGUAAGGCAGAGGAAGGUGGUAAAGGUCAACGCUUGCCAUUUUAUGUUUUUGGUAAGAAUGUGCAUGAGUGGUUAAAUCGUUAUGAGUGGUUUAAUACAUUGGCUGAUGCAGCGAAUAUCAAUAAAGAAGAAUUAAUGGAAGUUAAUUAAACUUCCAGUCAGAGACAGAAAAUAACUCAUCCCUAAAAUAUAAAUAAAUAAUUGCCCAAAUUGUGAUUUAUUUAACAGACAUAACCUUUAUUAGUUCAUGUUGUUUUUAAUGCUUUGGUGAGAUAAUUUCAAUGGUGGUUGAUUUUAACCCUCCGUUAGUUGCAGCUGAUCUGGUUGAUACAGAAAACAUUUGUUUAUUGUACAUUUUUUUAAAUGCCCUAUUUUUAAAG
Calliphora vicina (urban bluebottle blowfly) is the source of this 930-nucleotide messenger RNA. RefSeq lists its product as uncharacterized. NCBI's taxonomy places the organism in Eukaryota, Metazoa, Arthropoda, Insecta, Diptera, Calliphoridae. The transcript has a single exon. The record is from RefSeq and is a predicted model, not a curated record. The coding region runs from base 35 to 700 and encodes 221 amino acids.